This is a messenger RNA of Schistosoma margrebowiei, 1726 nucleotides long. NCBI's taxonomy places the organism in Eukaryota, Metazoa, Platyhelminthes, Trematoda, Strigeidida, Schistosomatidae. The record is from the annotation of a GenBank genome assembly.
AAGUCCAUUGGAAUGGUUAUCAAAAUGACCAUUGUUUUAUACAAUACAAUUACAAUUAUGUUUAAUCGACAAUUUCAAUUCAUAAUUACCUUAUUAAUCUUUUUAUCUUAUAUUAAAGGAUUUACUAUGCAUAAUGAAUAUCUUCAAAAUGAAAAUUUAUUGAACUUAUGUGGUCGUUGCAAUAGAACAAUUGCUAAGGUAAUAAAUGAUUUAUCGGAUUUGGAUUUUCAAUUGAAAUGGGAAAUGAAACUUGUCAAUGGAUGUAAAUAUACUGGCCCGCUUCGUGAUAAUUGUGCAUCAUUAUUCAGUUCAACAAUGAUUAAAUUUAUCAACAAAUUUAUAGUAAAUAUGAAACCUGACAAAGUUUGUAAGAAUAUAUUUUUGUGUUCCAUAUAAGUUUCGUCAUGGUAUGACCAAUUCAAUCAGUUCUGUAUUUAUCGACAACCUUUAGCCAUUUGGAUUUUCCUUUCAACAAAGUUUACUACUGAAAUAUAUAAAAAGUAGCAUAAAAUUAUGUGACUAAAAUAUGUGAUGCCUCUCAAUAAAAAUGUAUUUGAAUAUAAAAAUUACUUUUAAUCAUUAGAAAGGGAGUGGAAAGUGGGAUAUACACUGUUUAAUACGAGCAUCGAUGUCACUAAAUAUUGUGAAUUAAAAACUAAUUUGAAAAAAUAAUGUAAUGCAGUGUAUAAGUUAUAGAGCUCUAUCUUGUUCUAUCGACUGAUUUAUUAAUCGUACAGAGUCAUAAACGGUUCGCAAUCAUACACGCAUUUAUGCUUCUACAUCAGCAUUUCGUUUCUAUAUCACCUGAGCUUCACCAAUUGAAGUCGAAGAUUACUUCUACAAAUGAAUUAAAAACUGGAAUUCACAUACUUUUAGAAAGUUUCCGGUAGUGUGAUAAUUUCAUGCAAUUAGUUCGCUUUAUGAAUUUAAAUAAAGCCAAAACGAACAUUGAUGCAGAAUAACAUGAAUUCAUUGUAUUUGUUGGUUUCUCAUCAGCUGCUUAUAACCAUAUAUGUAUUAGAACUUUUCAUUGAGUUAAGAUACAUUGUGGAACAAUUGACAUAAGUGAUAAUUCACCAAACCUAGACGUCGAAGAUCUUCCGAUAGCAUUCAUAAUCCCAUAUCAUAUCUCUUCACUGCUAGUUUGUGUCUUUAUAUAUGUGUAUGUAGUUUGAAUUCGAUUUUUUUUAUGAACUCAGUGCUUCUCUUAGUUGAUUCAUUUUAAUCUGUAAAUAAUGUUUACUUUGCCUUUCACCGCUGUUCAGUUUUCCGGUUAAUGUGAAAUUACUAGUUUACACACAAUACUGAUUCAGAUGAGUUUUGAAAUAUCUUUCAUGGAGAACUACUCAAUGCUGAGUUCAUGGAUUUGAUUUUUAAAUAAUACAUCAAUUUCUUAAAUAUCUUUUGAUGAAGUUUUGGAGAAGUUGUUUUUAUGAAUAGUAAACAAAAAUGACUUACUUUCGUAUUUUGCCCUAUAAGACGAGUUCAAAGAGUUCUGUAUGUUGUGUAUAAUACCUACAUAUUAUUCUUUGUGUCUUGUUUGUUAACUACUAUUGUAAAUAAUUAUUUGACUGGUGUUAGUCUAUUUCUAAUAUUCUGUUAUAGUUGAUGUUCUACUGAGUAUAAUAUCCAAGAUUAUACCCCCUUGUUCUGUAUUUGUGAACUUGCUACUGUAAAAGAUAUUUUCCAUCAUGUGAAUGGUAUUUUAAAACAUCCUAGAUUUUCA